AUGAGUGAUUUCCGGCACUUGAACGUUGAUCAGUACGAUGAGGAGGCUCUGUACCUAGCCGAUAUUGUGCCAGAGGAUCCACGUUCACCGCAGGAACUCGCACAAAUUGCACAAGCUAAGCAAGGGAGUGCGCGAACACGCAUGGCCAGUGGCGAUAUGGUAGGUGCGCUGCAAGAGGCCCUUCAUGAUCCACCUACGGGCUCUCAAGCACUGGAAGCACGUCGUAUGUCAUGGUCUUUGAUUUUCGAUAUCCUCUCGUCGACUCGCACUGCCGAUAUUUUGACGACAGUCAAAGCGUUGUCUGGUGAUGAGCGCGAUACACUGAUGAAAUAUUUGUAUCGUGGGAUGGAACUUGUCCGGACGCCAGGCGAGGCUGGCUCUAUCAAUGGCGCUGUGCUAUUGAGCUGGCACGAAAAGCUUACACAGGUCUCUGGCACGGGUUGCAUUGUGCGUGUGAUGACAGACCGUCGUGUUGUGUAG
Messenger RNA from Malassezia pachydermatis, 480 nucleotides. RefSeq names its product arp2 3 complex 16 kda subunit. Gene Ontology annotation, molecular function: actin filament binding. The record is from RefSeq and is a predicted model, not a curated record. The coding region runs from base 1 to 480 and encodes 159 amino acids. NCBI's taxonomy places the organism in Eukaryota, Fungi, Basidiomycota, Malasseziomycetes, Malasseziales, Malasseziaceae. The transcript has 4 exons. Gene Ontology annotation, biological process: regulation of actin filament polymerization; Arp2/3 complex-mediated actin nucleation. Gene Ontology annotation, cellular component: actin cytoskeleton; cytoplasm; Arp2/3 protein complex.